ACAAAAGUUUUUACUCAUUUUAUACACAAAAGACAAAAAAGGAAAAAGAAAACAACGUGUGUAAUCGCCACCUUAAAAAACGACCAAAAAAGAAACAUCGUCUAAGGAAACAAAAUCCAUAGCUAACAAAGAUCAGCUGAGAGAUUGGGAUGAGCUUGAAGGCACACAUGGCGACUUGAAAAACUGAAAAGAAAACUGCUAUUAUAAUUUCUCUUUCUGAUAGAUUACAGAACGACGGAGAUGAACAGCUUCUCGCAAGAAAACAAUGACUUGGAGGCCGGAACUAGGGAUAUUGCCGCUCAGAGCAUCAGCCGUUGGAGGCGAGCAGCAGUUGUGCUAUUUGCUUCUCGUCGAUUUUUGCAAAUCGUAUACUUGAAAAAGGAAGGAGAAAAAGAGCAGGCUUCAAGCAAAGUCCAUGCACAUGCUGCUGUACAAGCUGAACUCGCUUUCGAAAUAGAGCCUGGAGAAGAAGUGAUAGGGACUUCACUGAGACCAACCAGUACUACUGGUGAUUUUGGAAUUGGACGAGAGGAACUUGAUGCCUUAACUAAGAAUGAUGAUGUUGGUAGCCUGGAACAAUAUGGGGGGAUCGAAAAGUUAGAAAGCGAAUUGAAAACGAAUUUAAAGGACGGGAUUAACGGGGAAGAUGCUGAUGUGCUGAAACGGAAACGUGAUUUCGGAGCAAACACACAUACUCCGGAAAAAUCAACGAGCUUCUUGACGUGUCUUUGGGAAGCAUGUCAUCAAGAUAUUUCUCUGAUCAUUUUCAUAGUAGUUGCAGUGGCUUGUUCAGUGAUGGGUCUAGCGACAAAGGGUACAAGGUUUGGAUAUUGGGAAGAGGGAGGUAACGUUGCCACUGUGGUUAUGGUGAACAUUAUUUUUAAAGCAACUUGCAAAUACAGCCUAUCUCUGAUCCACAAUGUAAAGGAGGAAGGGAGGAUUAUGCAUUUGAAGGUUGUUAGAGGUGGUAAACAAUUUGAGGUUUCAAUAUGUGAUAUUGUUGUUGGCGAUGUUAUUCCCCUUAACAUUGGUGACCAGGUCCCUGCUUAUGGUAUUUUAAUCACUGCUCGAUCACUCUCCAUAGAUACCUCACGUGUGAAUGGAGCCAACAACAUUGUAAGCCUUCAUGCUUCUUCGGGAGCCUCUCGUUUAAAGCCUGGCUGGAAAAUAGCGGAUGGGAGUGGUACCAUGCUGGUAACGAGUGUUGGGAUAUGUACUAAAUCGGAACUUUCACAAGACAUUGGUAACAAAACAACAUUGGAGGAGGUCUUGAACGUGGUUGCUACUUCCAUUGGUAAUGUUGGACUCGCAGUAGCUUUUAUUGCCGUGAUGGUCGUAUUACUCAGGUGGUUUACUGGCCAUAACUUAGAGGGAAGUCCCAAGUUCAUCGGGGUCAAGACUAAACCUCGAGACGUCAUAGAAGAAGUCAAUCAAAUUAUAAUAAUUGCUAUUACUAUUGCAGUGGUUGCUGUACCUCAAGGGCUUCCCUUAGCUGUUACCUUAACCAUUGUCAGCGCAACAAAAAGAAUGGUGGCAGAUAAUAACGCCUUUGUAUGUGAAAUUGCUUACAGGAACGAGGCUUCUAAAUGGAGGCGAUUUGUACAUGCAAAUAUUAUCACGUUUAUGCAGUUGCAGCUUACAGUCAAUGUUGUAGCACUAACUACCAAUUUCACGGUGGCAGUUUUCGAUGGUCACGUCCCAUUAAAUGCUGUUCAGCUUCUCUGGGUGAAUCUACUCAUUGUACCACAAUCAUUGGUUACUAAACCCCCAGUAGAUGAACUGAUGCCAGGACUCCUUAUCGAACCCGGACAACCUCUUAAAAGAUAUAUAAAGUGGAAGAGACUGGUUUUUCAGGGCGUGUACCAAAUUGUUGCCAUUCUUAUCAUCAAUUUUCAAGGACGGAGUUUACUGAAAAGUUAUACCCGCGGUCAUGCCAUCAAAGUGAAGAACACAAUGAUAUUUAACACAUUUGUUGUUUGUCAAGUUAUACAUCAAUUGGAAGCUCGAAAGAAGGGUAUACUAUCGAACCCAAAGAAGUGGAUUACUUCAAACUAUCUCUUUAUGGGAAUAGCGGGAACAAUUCUCUUAAGUCAGUUUAUCAUUAUUGAGUUUCUAGGGAAAGCGUUCUCCACAGUGGCGCUUAACCAGAAAGAGUGGCAGUUUUCCCUCACUCUUGGUUUUUUCGAAAUGCUUUUUGCAAUAAUUUUAUUCCUAAAGUACUUGACACACAGGAACUAGCAAAGCAGUUCAACUCAUACAGCAUGUGAUGAACUAGCAAAGCAGUUCAACUCAUAGUUUGAAUGAUUUUCAAGUGGUGGAAGCAUUACGACUAUACAUUGUGUGUGACACCAUGUGAUAAUGAUUACUCCAUAGUUUGAGUCAUUCUUAUGUGAUUCCCCAUAGUUAGAGCAAAAAGUGUAACAUGAGUUUAGU
Prunus mume (Japanese apricot) is the source of this 2433-nucleotide messenger RNA. Lineage: Eukaryota; Viridiplantae; Streptophyta; Magnoliopsida; Rosales; Rosaceae. The record is from RefSeq and is a predicted model, not a curated record.